AGCGAGUGCUGCAGCUGGCUGACAUUCUACUGCUUCCACUACGGUACAUGUAAGUAUGAUACCGAAUUCUUUGUAACCUUGAUACUAGAGCUGCUCCGAGACACUUGCCUUGAAUGGAUCAUACCUGAACCGCGACCAGAAGUAUCCAUGUCUCAGCUCGCUGCAAAGAUUUAGAGAGUGGCCCUACGUACAUAGAAACCCAAAAAAUGAGCCCCCCAAAUUGAACGAGCAAUGACCAGGUCAUCAGUCGUUCCGAGUGCACGAGGCCAACCAAGACGCUUCACCAAUGCUGCCAAGAGGAGACAACCUGGUAGUGCCAUUGUCCGGUUCCGAGUAUGCAAGAGCUGCUAUGAAUUUCGAGUCUGAGAGCAGCGGCAAGCUUAUCAAUAGCAGCGACCACCAGGGUGGAACAAUGCAGCGUCCAAACAGUGAUAUCUCGUCCUUACCUUCCGCUGUGAGUCCUUCUCUGGCCGGAUCCAAUCGGGUGUCGUCCACCAGGGGAUCCAUAAAAGAUCCUGCUUUCGACAACCUGGCUCGAGAUGAUCAGUCACAGACAAACAAUUCUGAGUUCGAAACCGUUGCACCAAACCAAAAGGAUGAGAUCCAGAAAUUGCGCCUCUUGGUGGUGAUAAAUCUCGCCGCGACGACUGUAGUGUUGCUGCUGUUGAUUGCCUUUUUGGUGACAUUCCUCGUCACAAAUGACGGCAACACUUGUAAUGAUGCUGUUUGCGAGUGCCUAUACGAGUUUCCCGCCGACACAGUCACGACGACAACAACUCCACUUGAAACCGUGGCUCCUUCGGGUAGCAACAACUUGAACCCUUCUGGUGGCAACCAAUCGGAUCCUAUCAACGCGGUCGAAACAAUGAACAGCAGCACCCCCCUUCCUACGUUUGCACCAACUGUAAUUCAGCCUCAGGACUCUUUCGAAGACGAGGUAGAGUUACGCCAAGCCGUUCAGGACGCGGACGAGGCUGGGUACGAUCCCUCGGCAGAUGUUUUCGCCAAGUAUGGAUACCCCAUGGGGUUGUGGGACGUAAGUCGCAUCACGGACAUGUCUAGGUUGUUCCAGAACCUCUAUGCCUUCAAUCAAGAUAUCAGUUCCUGGAAAGUGGAAAAAGUCACAUCCAUGUUUGCCAUGUUCUCAGGAGCCAAACAGUUUAAUCAGCCACUGGGCCGCUGGCAUGUUGAUGCUGUAAAAUCAUUCGGCCAACUGUUCAAAGGAGCCGAGCAAUUUGACAAAAACAUUGAAAGAUGGGAGGUCAUUGGCUCCACAGACAUGUCAGAGAUGUUCGCCGGGGCAAAGUCCUUCUCCCAACCCAUCGGACGCUGGCAUGUCAGCACUGUUACAUCUUUCGCAGGGAUGUUCAGUGGUGCUGAAAAGUUCAACCAGAACAUUAGCUCUUGGGAGGUUGAAGGUGCCACCGAUAUGUUUGAUAUGUUCUCGGGGGCAAAAUCUUACAAUCAGCCACUGGGUCGCUGGCAUGUUGAUGCAGUAAAGUCAUUCGCAGGCAUGUUCCAAGGAGCUGAGAUGUUCAAUCAGGACAUUAGUUCGUGGGAGGUUGAAGGUGCCACAAGCACUGAAAAGAUGUUUGCUGGGGCCAAAAGAUUCAAUCAGGCGCUGGGUCGUUGGCAUGUUGAUGCUGUAAAGUCAUUCGCAGGAAUGUUCCAAGGAGCUGAGUUGUUCAACCAGAACAUUAGCUCGUGGGAGGUUGAAGGUGCCACAAGCAUGACACAGAUGUUCUCGGGGGCAAAGGCAUACAAUCAGCCGCUGGGACGUUGGCAUGUUGAUGCUGUAGAGUCAUUCGCAGGCAUGUUCCAAGGAGCUGAGUUGUUCAACCAGGACAUUAGCCCGUGGGAGGUUGAAGGUGCCACAAGCACUGAAAAGAUGUUUGCUGGGGCCAAAAGGUUCAACCAGCCUAUUGGCAGAUGGGCAGUCAGCACCAUUACUUCGUUCGCAGGAAUGUUUGACGGAGCUCAGUCGUUCAAUCAACCACUGGGCAGAUGGGAGAUGACCAACGUGGAAGACACCUCUCUUAUGUUUGCCAAUUCGGCCUUCAACCAGGACGUUUCUCCAUGGUCGUUGAGCAGCGUGACGGAUGUCGGAGGCAUGUUCUACAAUGCGGCAAGCUUCAAUCAGAACUUGUGUAGUUGGAGCACCAAAAUCCAAUCGAAUCCCCUGACGUUGCAGACAAUGGGGAUGGGGAUCUUCCAACGCUCUGGUUGUCCUGAAGUGAGUAAUCCGGCAUCGGUUGCUAGGGGGCCUUGGUGUUACAGCUGCGAUGAAGGUUUGGAGAUGAGAGACGGAAACUCGACGGCCAAUGCAAGCAGCUUGCGUGCAUAG
Seminavis robusta is the source of this 2344-nucleotide messenger RNA. The record is from the annotation of a GenBank genome assembly. NCBI's taxonomy places the organism in Eukaryota, Bacillariophyta, Bacillariophyceae, Naviculales, Naviculaceae.